Messenger RNA from Clunio marinus, 438 nucleotides. The record is from the annotation of a GenBank genome assembly. NCBI's taxonomy places the organism in Eukaryota, Metazoa, Arthropoda, Insecta, Diptera, Chironomidae.
AUGGUUCCAACUCUAACUCAAGUAAUUUUUAACGUCUCGGGUUAUUUCAAACGAAAUGAUAUGAAAAGAAUUUGGUAUGGAAUCAAAAAGCUUCAAGAACUUCAACAAGAUUGUGAGUGCAAUAAAAACGAAAUGAAAUUCUUCAUGCGCAUCAUUUUUGUGCUCGCAUCUCGAUUCAUAAGAAUUUGUCUGACUGAAGAGUACGUCACAUUUUUCUUUCUCGUUCAACCGUUGGUCUGUUUAUGGAAAUUUCAAUCUGUGAGAACUGAAGAAGAAGAAUUGCUGCUUUAUAUUCAACAGUUUAAUCUUGAAUAUCAUGUGGGAUCAAUUAUUGACAUUAGAAAUUCAACAAUGACUGAAAUGAUAUCAUCAAUAGUUAAUUAUUUCAUAACAAUGGUUCAAAUUUUUUCUGUUGAUCCUUUCAAAGAAGCUUCUUAA